Messenger RNA from Daldinia caldariorum, 2216 nucleotides. Its product is annotated as major facilitator superfamily domain-containing protein. The coding region runs from base 252 to 1904 and encodes 550 amino acids. Gene Ontology annotation, biological process: transmembrane transport. Gene Ontology annotation, molecular function: transmembrane transporter activity. The record is from RefSeq and is a predicted model, not a curated record. The transcript has 4 exons. Lineage: Eukaryota; Fungi; Ascomycota; Sordariomycetes; Xylariales; Hypoxylaceae.
AGGUGCUUGUUUGCUUUGUUGGCUUCUCAUGAGACACGCAGCCAACAGCUAAAAGGCAACAAAUCAAAAAUUACAGUCCUUGUCCCGCGCCAACCCGUGCCAUCCGAGAAUACGUAUUCCAUGCAAUGAGUCCCAAGAGCGCCCAAGCCUGACAUUCAAUAGGUGAGGUUAGGUACCUGAUAUUCUUUCCAUCAACCGCAUCAACCGCAUCAUCAUUCCUUUAACACCCUAUUUGUUCGACCCUUCCAACAAUGGAAUCGCAACGAAACGCGGCUGAGCAUGCCGCGCAGCCCGGUAACUUGCGAUUAAUACUGAUUAUGGUUGCGCUUUGUUUAGCUGUCUUCUUGACGGGCAUGGAUCAAACUAUCUUAGCUACGGCUACACCAGUUAUCAGCGAUGAAUUCAAUGCCCUAGCAGACAUUGGGUGGUGGACAAACGCUUACUUCCUCACCCUGAGUAGCUUCCAGCUGUUCUACGGAAAGCUUUACAGCCACUUCUCCAUCAAGCUGAUCUAUCUAGCCGCCGUCGCCUUAUUCGAGGUCGGGUCUUUGAUCUGUGCCACGGCUCCCAAUUCCGUGGCUUUGAUCAUCGGCAGAUCGAUUGCCGGCCUCGGGGCCGCCGGCAUUUUCUCUGGUGGCAUAUUGAUCACGACCAAGAUCAUCCCUCUCGAUCGCCGCGCCGCUUACUUGGGCAUCAUGUCUGGCGUGUUCGGGCUCGCAGCCAUUAUCGGCCCGUUUCUCGGUGGAGCACUGACCGAUAGAGCUACCUGGAGAUGGUGUUUCGGGAUCAACCUGCCUCUAGGUGCUGUCACGGUCGUCCUGUGUGCCGCGUUCGUCCGUAUGCCCAAGGAGCAGAGCACGCCAGCUACCAGCUUCGCCAAGAAAUGCCAGCAGUUAGAUAUACCAGGGACGGCCUGCUUGGUCGGGGCCCUAAUAUGUCUCUUACUUGCGCUGCAGUGGGGAGGUUCAACAUAUCCUUGGAAGAAUGGACGCAUAAUCGCCUUAUUCAUUGUCUUUGGUGUCUUGACGAUUGUGUUUGUCGUAAUUCAGACAACUUCGAUUACCGGAACUGCGCGUACAAUCCCUUCAAGCUUAGCGCGGAACCGUGACAUAUGGCUCGCCGCCAGCUAUGCUAUGUGUAUAAGUGGCGGCGUCUAUGUCGCUGUGGUCUACCUUCCGGUAUGGUUUCAAACAGUGCGUGGCUCUUCAGCCCUUUCGUCAGGAGCGUUGCUCUCUCCUCUGAUUGCCGGAUAUGUUGUCGGCUCCAUCAUUGCAGGUGCAGUCACCAGCAUGGUUGGAUACUAUAACCCGGGAAUGAUCGCAGGCACUGCGCUGGCAAUAGCCGGGGCCGCACUUCUAACGACGAUAAACCUAGACUCUUCUACAGCUCGAAUUGUCGGGUAUCAGUUGUUAUAUGGAUUUGGCGUCGGCUUCGGCUUUGGGCAGCCCAGCUAUGUAGUCCAAACCGUACUGCCAAGCGCCGACAUACCUGUGGGGGUAACCUUUAUCACGCUAACCCAAAAUCUCAGCUCGUCCAUUUUUGUGGCUGUGGCACAGAGUAUCCUACAAGGCGAGCUGCGCUCCCGCCUUCAAUCUGUAAUCCCCGAUUUGGACGUCUCCUCGCUCCUAAACUCAGGUGCCGGUGACUUGAUAUCUACGCUACCGCCAGAGAGCCGGGGGGCAGCAAUUGAGGCUUACAGCCGCUCUCUCAUACUGACGCUUUACAUUUCGCUAGCUUUGAGUUGCGUAUCUGUUAUAGGGGCUUUGGGGAUUCGGUGGGGCUCUAUGAAGAAAGUCAAGAGUGAAGCUCUUAAUGGUACAGAGCCUCAAACGAUCGAACAGGAGGAAACAACGGAAAUAAAGAGUGAAGAGCACCAGGUUAACGAAACUAAUGAAAGCAAGUAAUUCGAGGUAAGGGGUCGGUGCAAGUAAUUCUGCAUUACCAGUGUUCGAUAAUAGAUUCUAUUUUUGGAGACGGGUAUAAUAUGUUCUGAAUAGAGUUAUUCGAUAUCCUAGUUGUUUAGGUUACCCACCUUAACCACUAUGGACAAUUUGUGUUAUCUAGAUUAGGACAGGAGCUUUUGUCUCUCUUCUUUAUUAUCAAAUCAUCAAUAGCCCAUACGUAAACGAAUAACAACGAUAUAAUGACCUCGAUGGCUCAGCCUGUAUCUCACACAUUUGGGAUAAAAUUCAUAUGAUAGUACACUUUUCCCGGAU